Cyprinus carpio (common carp) is the source of this 2618-nucleotide messenger RNA. Its product is annotated as serine protease HTRA1-like. Lineage: Eukaryota; Metazoa; Chordata; Actinopteri; Cypriniformes; Cyprinidae. Gene Ontology annotation, cellular component: extracellular region. The transcript is spliced from 9 exons. The coding region runs from base 215 to 1618 and encodes 467 amino acids. Gene Ontology annotation, biological process: programmed cell death; proteolysis; positive regulation of apoptotic process. The record is from RefSeq and is a predicted model, not a curated record. Gene Ontology annotation, molecular function: protein binding; serine-type endopeptidase activity.
GUUGUCUGUUCAUAGCGAGGUGUACGAACAACCAGACGCAACUUGAGCAUCAUUAUAUAUGAGAUUUUAGCAAUAUGCAAUUUGUUUUUUUAAACUUCAACAUUUUCCCGGUGGAUUUGAGCAAGGGCACAUCUGUUGAUUUUGUGAAAGUUAAGUUUACUUAAAACUGAAAUUUCAUCAGUACUUACAUCGAUUCGUGAGAGUAUUGCUCAUCAUGUGGAAACUGCUGGCCUGUGUUCUCAUGGCCUCUGUGUUGCAGGCGCGUGAUCUACGGACGAGACAAACUAUAUGCCCAAAUGUGUGCGACCUGUCCCGCUGCUCAUCUGCUCUUGAGUCUUGUUAUUUCGGCGUGGUGAAGGAUAGAUGUGACUGUUGCACGGUGUGUGCUGCGCGAGAGGGGGAGUAUUGUGGCGAGCGCGGACAUGCAGUUUGCGGUCAGGGGAUGACCUGUGAAUAUAGCACCAGUGCGAUCGGCACGUGCGUGUGCGACGCCCGCGAUCCAGUGUGCGGUAGCGAUGGGAGAACAUAUCCCAGUAUCUGUCGACUGAAAGCUGAGAACAGACGGGCUGAGAUGAGCGGCAUACCUGCUGUCAUUUUCAUCCAGAGAGGCCCCUGCGAGACUGGCUCUCGAAAUCCAAACAGCAUGCGCUACAAAUUUAACUUCAUAGCAGAUGUGGUGGAUAAGAUUGCCCCUGCAGUGGUCCAUCUAGAACUGUUUACAAGGACUAUUCCCCCGAUGUUUCCUUCCAGACUUCCAUCUUCCAACCAAGACAUCCCCGUGUCCAGUGGUUCAGGGUUUAUAGUGUCAGAGGAUGGGUGGAUCGUCACCAAUGCGCAUGUAUUGUCCAAUAAGCAACAUAUCAAAGUGGAGCUGAAAAAUGGCAUGUUCUACGAUGCCACAAUCAAAGAUGUGGAUCAAAAAUUAGACAUUGCUCUUAUUAAGAUCGACUCAGAGACUCCCCUGCCUGUGCUUUUACUUGGUCGUUCUUCAGACCUGAGGCCAGGAGAGUUUGUAGUAGCCGUGGGAAGCCCGUUUUCCCUUCAAAACACAGUGACCACUGGUAUCAUCAGCACUACCCACCGAGGAGGUCAUGAACUUGGCCUGCAGAACUCUGAUAUGGAUUAUAUCCAAACAGAUGCCAUUAUAAAUUAUGGAAACUCAGGAGGACCUCUUGUAAACUUGGAUGGGGAUGUCAUUGGCAUAAACACGCUGAAGGUUACGCCAGGAAUAUCAUUUGCCAUUCCCUCGGACCGCAUACGGCAGUUCCUUGCAGACUCCUAUGACAGACAAAGAAAAGGAAGAAUGCAGACUAAAAAAAGAUAUAUAGGAGUGCGAAUGCUUCAACUUUCAGCUGUUUUGAUUAGGGAGCUCAAGGAGAAGGAGAGCAACUUCCCAGAUGUGAGCUCAGGGGUGUAUGUGUAUGAGGUUAUUCCAGGGACAGCUGCCUUCAGCGCUGGCUUGCUCAACCAAGAUGUGAUAAUCAGCAUUAAUGGACAAUCAGUGCAUUCUACAGAGGACGUGAGUCAGGCUGUGCAGUCAGACAAAGUUCUGUCUUUGGUGGUGCGACGUGCUAAUGAAGAAAUCACACUAACAGUGGUUCCUUAUGAAGUGGACUGAAUCUUGCUAGUUUUUAUCUACAUACCUCCAAACAAUAUAUUAUCCACAAAUGUGCAUUAUUUGAAAAGGGCAUUAUAUUAAUAGCGUACAGUAUCAUGAAAUGUCAAGGCCAAGUGAUGCGUUAUGAUAUGAAUACAAAAGUCUUUUAUUUUUAAGAUUUAUUGUUCUUCUGUAUAUAUUAUCCUGAUUGAGUGUAAUGUCAGUUUUACAUUGCCAAAUAUCAUUAGAUACUCAUAUACACUACUGUUUAAAAUUUAAAUUUAAAAUAACUGUUUUGCAUGUAAAUAUUCCUGAGAUGGCAAAACUGAAUUUUCAGCAGUCAUUACUCCAGUCUUUAGUAUCAUGUGAUCCUUCAGAAAUCAUUCUAAUAUGCUGAUUUGCUGCUCAAAAACAAUCUUUGUGUUUUGAGUGAAAGAGACUUGUAGUGCAUGUAAACACUGAAGCCAAUUAUCUGUCAGGCUGUAAUCCAUCACAUGGUCAACAUACACACCGUGUGCACUUACUUCCUGCUGCUUUCAAAUAUAAAAUCCUUUUCACUGCCAUGUACCAGUCAAACAAGUCUUUGCCACUACACAUCACAAAAAAAAAACUGAAUAACAAGCAAAUGUUGUUUUAAAGCAAUGCAUUUGGAUGUGUUGCAACAUAUCCCAAAGUGGUUAGAUUUUCAGCAGAUCAACAGUUCAUCAGUAAAUAAAUCAUAAAACACAUGCAAGCCAUGGAACAUGAAAGAGACCAUUUUUACAGUUUUUCAACCAAUUGUGUUUUGAAUGGUGUUUGAUAAAAGCCAGGGGAAUUCUGCCUAGGGAUGCAUGUUUACUAGUGUUUAUUAUUGUAUGUAUUUUUAAUUGCAAGCUGUUUCAUAACAUCUGUCUGUUGACAGCUCUUUGUAGGUAUUCAGUCUACAACGAGAUCUGUAUAAUCUCUGCAGCUGGUUUGACAGCAAUCCGGCCCUGAAAACUAAAACUUGAUUUGAUUUUAAACAUCAUUUUGUAAUUGGGAG